Heterobasidion irregulare TC 32-1 is the source of this 2874-nucleotide messenger RNA. RefSeq lists its product as uncharacterized. Lineage: Eukaryota; Fungi; Basidiomycota; Agaricomycetes; Russulales; Bondarzewiaceae. The transcript has 6 exons. Bases 1 to 2874 code for a protein of 957 amino acids. The record is from RefSeq and is a predicted model, not a curated record.
AUGAACGAUAUAGGGCUAGCAGGUCCAAGUCAUCCUAUGGCCGUCGAGAAUUUUUUUGCAAACUUUCAAGGUCACAACAAUAAUCAUCUAGCAACAGAGAUCCAGGCUGCUUUUUUAGAACAUCACUCAGCGGACGACAGUCUUGACGGGUGGAGCGCCAAAGAUGAGGAUAGUGCCAUGGCACGACCUGAAUCCCCUGGACUGCCUGACAGUGGCAAGGAUGAGGAUGAGGACGAACUGGAAGCCGAAGGGGAAAAACACUGGGAACAACCUGUGAUUGAUGACGAGCCAGCCAACCCCUUAGAGAUUCCUAUGGAAGAAGAUGAACAGCGUGCGCUCGAUGACCGGACUCAGGCAGAAGAACCGUUGUGGAAUGACCCCACGAUAGUACCAUUUCCAGGUGCAGCAGGUGCUCCAGUCAAGAAUGAGGGUCGGUCAAACUACGACAAGUACAGCGACUUGAUAGAUGGCUUGAAUAAUCCCAAUGUAUGGUGGCUGUUUGCUUCGAAAUUAGAGUGGGAAUUCACGCAUUGGGCGAAGAUGCGAGGGCCUGGAUCUACUGCUGUAACAGAACUUUUGAACAUUGAAGAGGUGCAGGAAAAACUCGGACUUUCAUUCACAACAUCAAAGCAACUCAAUCAAAUAAUUGAUAAUCGACUCCCCAAUCGCCCCACAUUCAAGCGGCACGAAAUCGUCGUAGAUGGCGAAUGCUAUGAAACCUAUUUUUGUGAUGUGAUAGAGUGCAUUUCAGCGCUGUAUAGUGAUCCCGAAUUCGCCUCAAUCAUGACGUAUGCUCCGAAGAAACUGUAUGUUGACGACAACACCAGCACAGUAAGGAUGUUCAAUGAACUUGACAGCGGGAGAUGGUGGUGGCGGGUUCAAAAAACCCUAGAGGAGCAGAAGCCGGGAGCAACUGUCAUCCCCCUCAUCAUUUCGACUGACAAGACGCAGCUGACCGACUUUCGAGGAAAGUCCGCAUACCCUGUAUAUCUUACCAUCGGAAACAUACCUAAGGAAGUCCGCCGCAAGCCAUCUCGUCGUGCCUAUAUCCUUAUCGGGUAUCUCCUGGCCUGUCGUCUCACUCAUAUCAAGAACAAGAAGACUCGGCGGCGCGCAGCCGCUAACCUAUUUCACGCAUGCAUGCGCCGGUUGCUAGCGCCUAUACGAGGGGUCGGUAGACAUGGCAUGAAUCUAGCUUCAGGUGAUGGGAUUGUUCGUCGAUGUCAUCCCAUACUGGCUGCUUAUGUAGGUGACUAUCUGGAACAGACACUCGUCGCUUGUUGCAAGAACUUUGAAUGCCCGAAGUGCCAUGUACUUCCCACAGACCUUGGAGAGCCUGCUGUCUGCAAGAACCAGAGCUCAAACGAGGCUCUCAAGGCCCUGACGUCUAUUGACCGCGAACCAGCAGCGUAUAUUGAGUCUUGUAAAGCCGUCGGGUUGAAGCCAGUCUAUCAUUCAUUCUGGGCCGAGCUCCCAUUCACAAAUAUUUUCCAGUCGAUCACUCCGGAUAACUUACAUCAACUUUAUCAAGGGAUGGUCAAGCAUGUCAUAUCCUGGAUCACAUCUGCCUUUGGCGAAGCUGAAGUAGACGCACGCUUUCGACGCCUUCCACCAAAUCACAAUGUCCGACUCUUUUCUAAUGGGAUUUCACUCUUAUCUCGUGUCACGGGACAAGAACACAAAGAUAUCUGCCUUCAUCUUGUUCGCGCUGUCCAUGCACUCAUGGAUUUUGUUUAUAUCACACAAUACCCUUCCCACACUUCGACGACACUCGGCUACCUUGACGCGGCUCUCGCACGUUUCCACGCUAACAAGAACAUUUUCCUCGAGAUUGGCAUUCGUAAAAGCUUCAAGCUUCCAAAGCUUCAUUUGCUGAUGCACUACAUUCUUUCUAUCACCCUUUUCGGCACUACGGAUAACUACGACACUGCAUAUUCGGAACGUCUUCAUAUUGACCUCGCGAAAGACACUUAUUGUGCAACCAACCACAAAGACGAGUAUGCACAAAUGACAACAUGGUUGCAGCACCGCGAGAAAAUGCAGCGACACGCGUUGUUUGUACAGUGGCGUCUCUCGGGGCAUCCAGUGAUCUCUACUCUCAAGCCUCCCACCAUUCCACGUCACCUUUGCAUAAAGAUUGCGCGGCUCCCCAGUCAAAAGGCCGUCAGGAUCAAUGAUAUUCCUUCCCUCUAUGGGGCUGUCGAUUUUAGGCAGGCGCUCGCAGAGUUUAUCCUCAAGACUUCAAAUCCUAAUCUCACCGUACAUCAAAUUCGAGCUCUAGCUCCUCGUUAUUCCAUCCCUUUCCAGACCGUUCCAGUAUUUUAUAAGAUCAAAUUCUGGAACGAAGACACUCAAGGAUGUGAAGAGGCCGCCAAAACCCUCGACUGUGUUCAUGUACACCCUGCGCAUAAAGAUUCGAGCAAUCGAAAGGUUUCGAGUCGAUUUGAUACUGUUCUGAUAGACAAAAAAGAUGGGAAAGAAUCCGGCGUCGCAGGUUAUCACGUUGGGCAAGUUCAAAUCAUUUUCAGCUUGAACAAGUGUUCCAGGAAGGCAGCUAUUCCAUCUCACAUAGAUAUGCCAUCCCAUCUCACAUAUGUGGAGUGGUUUACUCCGUUCGGGACCGCUGAUAGCAACCACCAGAUGCAUACCAUCAAGCGUUCUUUCACACCCAUAGGUGGUAGUAGCGGGGAAACUGCGCGCAAACAGCUAGCUAGUGUUAUCAACGUUAGUAAAAUUUGUUGUAGUGUACAUCUCAUUCUGAAGUUCGGCCAUGUUGCUCCUCGUUCAUGGAGCAGUACAGAUGUCCUUGAGAAUUGUCCUGCAUUUCUUGUCAACUGUUUUACAGACAGACACACUUAUAUCACAGUAUAUUAA